This is a messenger RNA of Anneissia japonica, 1549 nucleotides long. Its product is annotated as mitochondrial ubiquitin ligase activator of NFKB 1-like. The record is from RefSeq and is a predicted model, not a curated record. The transcript has 4 exons. Gene Ontology annotation, molecular function: ubiquitin-protein transferase activity. Gene Ontology annotation, biological process: protein ubiquitination; organelle organization. The coding region runs from base 107 to 1105 and encodes 332 amino acids. NCBI's taxonomy places the organism in Eukaryota, Metazoa, Echinodermata, Crinoidea, Comatulida, Comatulidae.
GGCCGAGAGGGCGCUGUUUAUGUUUAAAAUUAUCCCAGGUAAAUUCCCAGGUUUCUGCUAAUGUGGUGUUCUCGUUUUUGAAGCAUUUUAAGGUGACAGUGAAAAAAUGAUUUUUGAUUGGAUAGCUCUCGGUUCAGGUGCGUUCACAUCAGCAGUCCUGUACUAUGUUUAUCGGAAGAAGACCACAGAUAUACAACGUAUACAUGAUGCUCCAAUGCUGACCAUUGAUAAGGACUUAAGUAUGCUAGUAGAGGAGGCACCUGACAAGACAAUACCCUAUGCAGUAAUAGAAGGUGCUGCAACGCCUGUCAAGGGUGUCAUACAUAGUCAGAAUAUUGCAGGUAUUACAGGCCUAAUACAAAGCCUUAUCCUUAAGGAACACAAGACGGAAUGGAGCAAGUCCACAAGAAUGUGGAUUGAUUCAGCAAGUACCAUCAAACACAACACAAAAAGCGUCCCUUUUAGAUUGUCCGCAAAAGAGAGUCAUGUGACAGUGGAUGAAGCCCUUGUUGCAACAGGUUUAACGCUUGAUGUGAUCCACGACAAAUUUGAACCAAUCAGAAGUUCAUUAGGUGACAAUCUUGUGAACUGGGCUACAGGUGAAAAAAUAAAGGGAUACCAAGAAUUGGAGGAAAUGUUACCGGUUGACAGUUUUAUCACAGGUAUUGGUGAGAUCAAGAUGAUUGGUGGACAGGUACAUUUGGUUCCCCCAUGCAGCGGUUGGACCUAUUACCUCUGGAGGGGCUCAAAGGCUGAACUGUUAAGGGAUCUAAGAUCUAACACCAGAGUAUGGAGAAUAGUUUUAAUGUUUUUUGGCUCAGCGACUCUCUUAUGGUGUCUGUAUCUACUUAGCAAGUGGUAUAAGAAAUACCAAGAGGAACAGAAUUACAGAGAGUAUCUUGCAAGGGUACGACAAGCAGCUGGAAACGGUGAAGAAACUGAAGUAGAUGUAUGCGCCGUGUGUUUAGAGAAUCCACGGGAUUGCGUUAUCUUAAACUGUGGACAUGUAUGUGCGUGUCAACGAUGCACUGAUGUACUGAAUCCCCCACAAUGCCCUAUAUGUCGAGAGCGCAUCAGUAGAGUUGUUCCUCUGUUUCACGCAUAGAAUUUUCCUUUAAGAAAAAUUUCUUUGUAGAAAACAAACUGGUUGUUGCUUAGGACAUGCUUCAUGUUACAACUCGCUGUGUUUAAUUAUUGAUUUUUAUGUUUAUUUUUGUCAACAAUUUGUAUUUCAACAGACAUUUGACUGAUCAGCAGUUAGCACAAUUUUCCAAAAGAUCAUGAUGCUCACAUCCAGUAUUUUCAUUAUCAUGUAGAAAAGUGAAUUCUUCAUUAGUUAUAAACUUCAGAUUUCUUCUAAUUACUGUAUGCUCAAUUCAUUUGUAUUAUUUCGAUUAUAAAAUAGGUGUUUUGCAGUAGAUUAUUUUAUGGGAGAUCUUAUAAUUAUUUUAGGCCAUAUAUUCAUCAUUCAGUAUUUAUUGUCAUUGUAUAACAUUAGAAAUACAGUAAAAUUGAAUACAUUAAAUGUAUAAGACGUUUACAAUACAAA